Molecule: messenger RNA, 4055 nt
Organism: Morone saxatilis (striped sea-bass)
Lineage: Eukaryota; Metazoa; Chordata; Actinopteri; Moronidae
Gene: mctp2a
Product: multiple C2 domains, transmembrane 2a
Exons: 23
Coding region: 128-3235 (1035 amino acids)
Biological process (GO): regulation of neurotransmitter secretion
Cellular component (GO): synaptic vesicle membrane
Molecular function (GO): calcium ion binding
Source: RefSeq, a predicted model, not a curated record
GGAUGGUUGAGCUGCCUCUCUGGAAAUUUACUGCUGCUCUCAGUUGAGACUGAUUCAGUGUGUGGCUUUGUCAAGCUGUUCCGCAAAGGGUCGUCUUGACAGUUUUUAAAAUCUGAAAUCUGUCAAGAUGGAUGUCAAGAAAAAGACCUUCUUGGAGAACUUGCGUAUAAAAACUAAGUUGGGCAACCUGAAGAAGCCACGUAAGAAGGCACUUGGAAAGCAGGGGAGGAGGCUGGCUCAUCGGCGCAGUAUUUCUGUACCAGACCUAAGGUUUGUGCCGGGUGAAACAUUUUCUACAGAUAGCUCCUUGAUGUCCUCUGCCUCUGAAGCCAUCUUCUUUGGUAUGUCCCCUGGUUUGAGUGAUACUGAUUCGGUUACAAGUGGCUCUAUCGCUGAUGGACCACUUUUUACAGACAAACUUUAUGAAUCAGUCCCAGAAACUAGAAUCAAAGUUCCCAGAACUUCUGCUUUGAAUAGAAUGAGUGCACCCAUGGAGACAAUGAUGUCUUAUGAGGAAACUGAUAAUAUGAUAAACUCUGGCUCAGAGAAGCCUCGAGAAGCCUUGUAUGCGCAAGUAGAUAAAAAAACCAAGGGCAAUGUACCUAAAUUUUCUUUUGACCCUAUUGCUGCACCAAGAUCUAUUUUUACCAACGCACUUCCACCAAGACCAGACCUUGUAGAGGGGGAGAGUCUCUAUAGUGAAGAGACCCCGGCAGAAAGAGUGCUUUCAGGUACUGUUUCUGCAGCACUGGCCAGAGCAAGCUCACUUGGAGAACAAGUGAACCCUUACAGAGAAAAGAGGAUCACAUCAUUUGAGCAGGGAAACCCAUCAUCUGACAGAGGGACUCCUGCAGAUAGAGUCUCUCUACAAGAUACUCCUGGUACUCCUUUGGAGAGUGCAGAUGGUACCUCUCAGGACUCUGCCUGCGUUACUCCCAAUGAGGAGCGAGUCAACAUGCCCUGGACGACAGAUUCAGAGGAAAUGGACCGAGAACCAUGCUCUCCCCUUUUGAUGAAAGACUUCUCCAUCGACUACCCUAUGCCAGAAGGAGCCCAGUGUGAGGAGGAAGAAACAGGAGAGAUGUCCAGUGAACACUUUGAUUUCUUUGACGAAAAUUCGAUAGAUCUUCUCGAAAACUCUCAGGUUGUGACACCAGGGCCUGAUAUCCAAGCACCUGCGUUCCAGAGAUAUCUCCUGAACAUCAACCUAAAGCAGGGAAAGAACCUGGUCAUCCGAGACAAGCGCUCUGGUACCAGUGAUCCUUAUGUCAAGUUCAAACUUGAAGGAAAACAGCUCUAUAAAAGCAAAGUGGUUUACAAAAACCUGAAUCCGCGGUGGAAUGAGUCCUUCUCCUAUCCUCUUCGAGACAGAGAGCAUAUCGUGGAAGUUCGGGUCUAUGAUAAAAAUCGGACGACUGAUGACUUCAUGGGUUCCAGCACUAUUUGCCUGAAAAAUCUUGAACUGUACAAAACCUAUGAAAUGGAGUUGCGCCUUGAUGAUCCAAAAAGUAAAGAAGAUGACAUGGGAGUUAUUGUGAUUGAUAUCUGCUUAAUGUUUAGAGAUGCCACCAUCAAAAGAAGCCCUAGAUGGCCACCAAGGAAGAAUAAGCAGAACCAGGCCGCGCAACGGCCUGCUGAAACACAGAAGAAUCAGCCGAAAAACCAGCUGUGGACUGGCGUGCUUCGUAUCACCUUGGUGGAGGGACUGGACCUGCCGCAGUAUGGUCAGGGGGACAUUUACGUCCGCUUCCGCCUUGGUGAUCAGAAGUACAAGAGCAAGAACCUUUGCAUUCAGGCCAAUCCCCAGUGGAGAGAGCAGUUUGACUUCAAUCAGUUUGAAGAUAACCAGGAACCUCUGCAGGUAGAGGUGUACUCAAAAAGAGGGAGGAAGGGUGAGGAAUCAUGGGGGAUGUUUGAGAUUGACCUAUUGAGGCUUCCACUUAAUGAGAGGCAGCUCUACACUCAUGUGCUGGACCCAGGAAAGGGCAGGCUGGUGUUUCUGGUCACCCUGAGACCCUGCUGGGGAGUCUCCAUCUCUGACAUUGAAACAGCUACCCUGGAAAAGCCUGAUGGGAGAGACACAGUAAUGCAGAAAUUUAGCUUGAAGAACUCACACAAGUGUGUAGGGGAGGUUGGCUUCCUUCAGGUCAAGGUUAUUAAGGCAAAUGAUCUUCCUGCAACAGACCUCAAUGGAAAAAGCAACACAUUAUGUGUUGUUGAGCUCGGUAACAGCAAACUCCAAACUCACACAAUGUACAAGACCCUCAAUCCGGAGUGGAGCAAAGCCUUUACACUCCCAAUUAAGGACAUUCAUGAUGUGUUAGAGUUGACUGUCCUUGAUGAAAAUGGAGACAAGGCUGCAAACUUUUUGGGGAAAGUGGCCAUUCCAUUACUGGCUGUUCAGAAUGGCCAGCAGAUAUGUCUUUUCUUGAAGAAGGACGACUUGGAAAGUGCAUCAAAAGGAACCAUCACACUGGUGCUAGAGGUUAUCUAUAACAAGGUCAGAGCUGGUAUCAGAACCUUCCAACCGAAGGAGACUAAAUUAAUGGAGGAAAACCUGAAGUUCAACAAAAAGGUUCUUGCCCGGAAUAUAUAUCGGGUUCGAAAAAUCAGCACAGCCGUUCUGUGCACGUUACAGUACAUUAAAAGCUGUUUUCAAUGGGAGAGCACGCAACGGAGUCUAAUAGCCUUUCUGAUCUUCCUUGUGACGGUGUGGCACUGGGAGCUCUUCAUGCUGCCCCUCUUCCUGCUUCUGCUCAUUGGAUGGCACUACUUCCAGCUCACUACAGGGAAGGCCAGCUCCAACCAGGACCUAGUGAACAUGAGCAUGGGUGACGACGAAGAGGAAGACGAGAAGGAAUCUGGAAAAAAGGGUUUGAUGGAUAAGAUACAUAUGGUGCAGGAAGUAGUACUGGUCGUUCAGAACGUUUUGGAAGAAAUUGCAAACAUCGGAGAGCGAAUCAAGAACAUAUUCAACUGGUCUGUCCCAUUCUUGUCCUGCCUGUCCUGCUUGGUGCUGUUUGUGGCAACAACGCUAUUAUAUCUGAUCCCACUGCGAUACAUUGUGCUGAUAUGGGGCGUUAACAAAUUUACCAAGAAGCUUCGCAACCCAUAUACUAUUGACAAUAAUGAAAUACUGGAUUUCCUCAAGAGGGUGCCUUCUGAUGUUCAAAAGGUGCAGUACAGCGCUCUGAGAGCGCCCACCAGCCAGAGCCAGCCGCGGAAGAAAAGGUAAGCUCUGCGGACACACUGGAUGAAAGGCUGGUCUCUUUUUGAAUACGGUACGACGCAGUCCACCUGACAACAAUGCUCCAGUGCCAGCAGAGCCCAUGACCCUGUGCACCCCACCAUACCACCCUAACUCUGCCCCCUGCUGCUGAGGGGCAGCCAGCCGCUCUCUGGCUUGUGUGUUUGCCACCCCCCUGACAGAGGCUGUGAACUGCAGCGGCUAGGAGGGCAGCACAUGGUGCUGUCAAUCACAAGCCUGGAGGUAAAGAAAAGAGAGCGCUGCAAGGCUCAGCCUUCAUCUUUGGAUAUAAUUUAGAAAAGGAAUGAAAAGCGUCGGGUUUGGCUUACCUUAGACCUCCACUGUUAUGCUUUGCUUUUGACUUUGGUGAAACUGAGAAAUUUGCCUUAAGGUGAAGUUAAUACAAGCUUAAGUUUAUGGAAAACAAACCAUGGCAAUGUUUUUUCUUUAUCCUUGUGUUAAUAUAAUUAAAGGUCAAAAGGUCAAAUAUAUUGCAAUACGUUUUUAAAUAUUAAUUGAAAUAAUCUGUUUUAUCGCACAUCUAAAAUAUUAAGACAGAUUAAUGACUGUAACUUUUCUUUUUGUGGCAAGGAUUUACUGUAUAUAAUAUAAUGCUGUCAGCUUUCUCAUCUUUUAUCCUACCAACACAUAUAUAUAUUUAUGGAUGGUAUGUGUAUUAUUUCCAACCCACUUCAUUUUUUUAGGUAAAGUGUCUAUGUAGCUGUAUGUUAGACUGAUUAUUUGAGAGUUUUAUUUUUACCCAGUAUCGUGUGUGCAUCAUCAAAUGGAGAAUUUGCAAGAAUCCUGA